Chondrus crispus (carragheen) is the source of this 153-nucleotide messenger RNA. RefSeq lists its product as hypothetical. NCBI's taxonomy places the organism in Eukaryota, Rhodophyta, Florideophyceae, Gigartinales, Gigartinaceae. The transcript has a single exon. The record is from RefSeq and is a predicted model, not a curated record. The coding region runs from base 1 to 153 and encodes 50 amino acids.
AUGAUAUUCUCACCUUGCCCUGAUAACGCAAAGGACUUCCUUCUACUCUUUGACCACAACUGCUGUAGCUUUUACUUUGAGCUGCUUUUCUAUUUUGAGAGGAUGUCUCGCCGCUCCUACAUUACGGGUUUAAAGUGGGUACUUUACGGAUAG